AUGCCAACAGCCAAAACACCUUGUCUCAAUUGCCGCGAAAAGCACCUAAAAUGCGACAAACAAAAGUCAACAUGCAAACGCUGCAAGACAAAAGGUCUACAGUGCACACACGCUCCCCGAAAGAUUAACUUCCGGCAUUGGUCGACGGAUAACUCUGCUGCGAGCUUCUCGGGGGAUCAGACGUGGGUUAAUAGUAGACCCAAAGAUUGGAAGGCUCCGGUGAGAGUAGAGUCGUCGUCAUCAUCAUCAUCAUCAGGGUUGGAGAGAUCUGCAGUUCUGGGUUGGACGGAUGGACAAUCCUCUUGUCAGGGGGUGUCUGGAACUUCAGGGAGUGUAACCAGUUUGGGAUGUGUCGAUCCGUUGCUCGUACCUGCGGGGGAAGAUGAUCAUUCCUGGGCUGGGGGUGUUGAUCAAGCACUUCAUAUUCGCGAUGAGAGCUCAGGGUUGCAGGAAUUAAAUUCGACCAAUGUAUCACCGGGAGAUUUGUCGAGUUUGUCUUUCUCUUUUUCGCCCGGGACGAGUGGUCAAGAUGUUCACUUUCCCCCACCUGUUGGGUUUGAUGCUGGUCAGAAGAACAACUCUGAACAUGAAAUAGUUGAAUUUCCAUCAUCCUUCGAGGAGGAAUCAUAUUUUCCGGCUCAUGCCAGCAUCCAAGAAUCAUGCCUUCUGCGAUAUUUCAUCGAAGAACUAUCUCCACUAUUCGACCACUGCGACGAAAGAAGGCAUUUCCAACUAGUAGUCCCCUUCCGAGCGCAGCACUGUCCAACGCUCCGCAAUGCACUCUUCGCAGUAUCAUCCCGCCAUCUCGUCCGACGGCCACAGUACAUGACACCACAGGGUGUGCUAUACCAUGCCCAGCUACUUCCCAAUCUAAAGAGCUCUACUGCAGUAGAAUACAUGCUACAAUGUAUCCCUGGCCUUGUGCGAUUCCCUGAGAUUCAGGGCUUAGUGGAACAAGAGAAUAUCAUGGCGGCUGCGGUUAUCCUUCGGCAGUAUGAGGAGAUAGAAGAAGACAUGGGAGACGAUGAUGAGGCAGGAUUGGAUCUUCGUGAGCAGGUUAACUUUCUGGCUAUCACGCAGACUAUUAUCGAUUCGAUGAUAUCUUCUCCACUACAUCAAUCUCUUGCGACGGCGGCUUAUUGGAUUGCCAUUCGGCAGGAGGUAUAUUGUGCUUUGACGAGGGAACGGAAAUUGAGCAUGCGUUUUGGUGUGGAAGAUUGGCAGAAUGCCUCUGUUGCGAAUACCUUGAUUAUGCUUGUUGGUGAAGUUGCUAAGUGGUGCUGGGGGGAGAAGUCUCCUGAGGAAUGGGAAAAACUCAACAAACACCAACAACAACUCAUGCAAACCUACAAAACCCACCUCGUCCCAAUCCUCUCCCGAAAAGCAGACAAAUCAAAAGGUGAAAUCUUCCCUACGGUCUGGUACACCUCCGACGCCCAAGUAACCGCAACCCAACACCUAGAACUAGCCAGAAUGAUUCUCAUCGCUGAAAGCCCACACCUCACGGACGCACCCCGCUCCCUCCACCGCAAAGCUGAGUCCCAAGUCCGCUCCAUCGUCCUUAACGUGUGCGGCAUCGCGUUAAGUCAUCUGCGCUGCCAGCCGGCGCUUGUGAAUGCUGUAAUUGCUAUUACGCUUUACGGGGAGUAUUUCACGGAGCAGGAGGAGAGGGAGGCGCUUGUGGGGAUUGUUGGGCGGACGAGGGGGUUGCGGGCUUGGCCUAUGGAGAAGCCGUUUUUGACGCUGAAGAGGAGGUGGGAGGUAGCGGAUUGUGGGGCUUUAUGAUGGUUACUUUGUGGGUAUCUCUAGCAAUUGCCGGGAUGAUGUAUUGAAUGAAAUUGAUUUUGAUUUUGUUAUAUAGGUUCAUUUCUAUUAUAUUCUAUUAUAUACAAG
Molecule: messenger RNA, 1893 nt
Organism: Aspergillus glaucus CBS 516.65
Lineage: Eukaryota; Fungi; Ascomycota; Eurotiomycetes; Eurotiales; Aspergillaceae
Exons: 6
Coding region: 1-1785 (594 amino acids)
Biological process (GO): positive regulation of transcription by RNA polymerase II
Cellular component (GO): nucleus
Molecular function (GO): zinc ion binding; DNA-binding transcription factor activity, RNA polymerase II-specific; transcription cis-regulatory region binding
Source: RefSeq, a predicted model, not a curated record